GGAGAGAGGGAGGGGGCGGGGGAGAGAGAGAGGGGAGAGAGAGAGAGAGCUGCGUGGUUUGUCAGCUGUCUGUGUUCUGAGGGGAGCCAGGAUGGAGCGGAUGGAGUCGAUGGAGCCGAUCUCGGCGCACUACACCACGGCUUACCCUGAGAUCCAUCCCGAUAGCGGCUACGAAUCCAGAGAGGCGGCCGACAGCCAGGCAAAGACCCCCCCCGCUCCGACAUAUGACGAGGAAUUAGUGCACAAGACAAUCCUGGUCGGGGACAGUGGAGUGGGAAAGACGUCGCUGUUGGUGCAGUUUGAUCAGGGAAAGUUCAUCCCCGGCUCCUUUUCUGCAACAGUGGGCAUUGGAUUCACGAAUAAAGUGGUGACUGUUGACGAUGUAAAGGUCAAACUACAGAUUUGGGACACAGCAGGACAGGAGCGGUUCAGAAGUGUGACACAUGCAUAUUACAGAGAUGCACACGCUUUGCUCCUCCUGUACGACAUCACCAGCAAAACCUCCUUUGACAACAUAAGGGCAUGGUUGACAGAGAUCCAUGAGUAUGCACAGAGCGAUGUAGUCAUCAUGUUGCUGGGCAACAAGGCUGACAUGAGCAGCGACAGAGCCAUCCGGAGAGAGGAAGGAGAGCGCCUUGCCAGAGAGCAUUCAGUUCCCUUCAUGGAGACAAGUGCCAAGACAGGAGUCAACGUAGAGCUGGCCUUCACUGCUGUGUCCAAGGAACUGAAGCACCGGGCCAUCCAACAUCCCAGUCAACCCAAGUUCCACAUUCAUGAAUACAUUGAAGCACAGAAGGAGAAAUCCGGCUGCUGCAGCAGCUACUUCUGAGUCUGUGUGGGAGGAAGCCCGAUAAACUACCGCUGCUCCCAAAAUACACCAUGACGCUGCCAUUCACUCCGGACUGAAAGCCAGAGGGAGAAACCGAGCUUUAGCCUCACAGAACCACGGUUCCUCUGACUGUGGACAGUUUACACAGCACCUGAACAUUUGUUAUAGAAAUGCCAACAAAUAGUAUAAAAAGUAUUUGAAUUUGAUUAAAUAACCUUAUGCUAUUUGCUUUUUUUGUGAAAGAUCAUAACCACCCUUGUGUAUGUGUGUUAGGUACAAACCAAACAGCUUGGCUGGUUCGGUCCGAAGUCUGAAAAUACUCCUCACCCCCCAGAACUCUUAAAUGCCAAUAACCACUAACGAUGGGCUGACCAAUCAUUAGUGGGAGUUACAUGCUCUGACAAUUAUUAUAGCUUAUAGCUUAGCAUGCUCAGCUAGUCUAACUACAUCUCGCUCACUCACACUGAUUUGUUUUUGCCUUUUAUAGAUGUCAGACUAAAACUAGUAUUUCUACCUGCUGAUUUACCAAUAAAUCAAUGCUGAUGUAAAACAAGAACGUUACAGACCCCAGUUAGCAUAAGAGGAAGAAAGUGAAAACAACAUCCAUCCAUACACCACUGGCAUACGCCAGCAGAGCACACAGUCUUAAGGCACACUUAGUUUAAGUCCCACAUUGUUCCACCUGAAGUGUCAUGCAGUCUACCAGGGGAUCCAGACAUGGACCAAACACUGUGCCAUGGAUGCAAUCCAAAGCCAAGUCCAUGAAGAAAAGCCCGGUCUGUUUAUGACACAGUCAGGCUGGGACAUUCUUGACAAACUGUUGUGGAGACGCGACAGUCGGCUGCCGGGACUCAAGAAAACGUUUUGGUCACCUGAAAUGUGUCUCUGGAGGAGUCCUGCAUGAUCCACCAUGAUCUGGGGCCAGAGGUCCGAUGUGGUCCUUCAUGUAGGAAACAUCUCUGUACAUAAUGGAUUUGUGAGAGUGAGCAGAUUUUUGAAAAAGGUUUUUGACAUGUUGGCUGCAUUAUUUCCCUCCCAGUAUAUAAAAUGUAUUUUGCUUUAAUGCCUAGAUUAUGGACUUUGAAGCUUUGUUGCAUGUUUGCUGGACUGCACGUCCCAACUCUUUGGCAGUACCUCCAGAACAUAUUAAACUGUUAAUAUUUGUAAGAAGACCAACAUAGUACAAACCAAUAAUUAGAAUUUCUCUUCAGAUUUAAACUCAACUCUCAGGGUACAUUUUAAUUUUUUUUUAAAUA
Etheostoma spectabile (orangethroat darter) is the source of this 2085-nucleotide messenger RNA. RefSeq names its product ras-related protein Rab-37. Gene Ontology annotation, molecular function: GTPase activity; GTP binding. The transcript has 9 exons. Bases 92 to 829 code for a protein of 245 amino acids. The record is from RefSeq and is a predicted model, not a curated record. Lineage: Eukaryota; Metazoa; Chordata; Actinopteri; Perciformes; Percidae.